Messenger RNA from Effrenium voratum, 1296 nucleotides. Lineage: Eukaryota; Dinophyceae; Suessiales; Symbiodiniaceae. The record is from the annotation of a GenBank genome assembly.
AUGGCGGGCCAAUCUAUUUUGGGCCCCAAGCCGCCCAUACGAUUGGCGAAAACGGCCAGCCUGGCCUUUCGCACUGCCCAGAUUGCUGCGGCGGGGCGACGGGCGCAAUGGGCCAAAGCGCUGAUCUUGCUGGAGGACCUCGAGGACAGGAGCAAUCGAUUGACAGAUACCCAUGGGUUUCAGGUGAAUGACCGAGACCUUGGCCGCGCGGACCGGAUCUGCUUCAAUGCCGCCAUCACGGCCUGCGGCGCGGCGGCCAGGUGGCCAGAGGCGCUGGAGCUGCUGCGAAGGUCUGAGACCUGCGAGGGCAACUGCAACUUUGGGCUGAACGCGGCCAUCAAUGCCUGCGGACGCGCAUCUCUUUGGGUAGCAGCUUUGCACACGCUGAAGCGAUAUUUGGGGAAGAACAGCCGGCUGCGAGCAGACGUGGUGACAUUCAAUACGACUCUCACGGCUUUCUGCCAUGCAGUGAAAUGGCAGUGCUCGCUGGGCUUGCUGCAGACGCUUCGUCCGAACCAGACCAACCAGACCACACAGACCAUCCUUCUCAGUACCUUUGUGCGGGCCUCGAAGUGGCGACUGGCAAUUGCCUUCUCCUCAACCCGGGAGUCGCAUUUGCCGCACAUCAAUGCUACCCUUGAGGCAUACCGAUGUGCUUCCUUGUGGGAGGCAGCUUUGUCCCUCUGGCAGCGCGUGGUGAGGAGUGGCCAAGCUGACACCAUCACGUACAGCACCACGGUGAGCGCAUGCGCCGACGCGUGGCAGUGGCGGAAGGCACUCCACGUCUUCGCGUCGGCGUCGGUUUCUGACCCAGCGCUGGCUGGGGCGGCGGUCAAGGCCUGCGAAAAGGCCUCCCACUGGAAAGGCGCGCUGGCGGUGCUGGAGGCGCUGCAGCUGGAGCGCCUUGAGCCCAACUCCGCCAACUUCGGGGCCGCCAUCGGCGCCUGCGAGGCGGCGGCCCGCUGGCGAUGCGCGCUGUCGCUCCUGGCGCAGUCGGCGAAUGCGACGGUCGGGUUGCCUUCCAGCAUUCCACUUGCUGCGACAGCCAGCGCCAUGGUCUAUGCGACCAAAUGGGAGGACGCUCUUUGCAUCUUGCACGGCCAUGCUUUCGACUCAGCUGUGGAGAGCGUGGCCCUGCGCGCCUGUGCCAAAGGCCUCGCCUGGCGAUUGGCGCUGGACAUGGGCAAAGGGCUUCUGGGAGCGGAGGUCCACAACCCUUGGCUUCUCGCGGAUGCGGAUGCGUCCGAGCCAGCGAGGCAGAAGAAGAUGUCGACCGCGAGUGGCUGGCCAGUCUGA